Molecule: messenger RNA, 844 nt
Organism: Anopheles coustani
Lineage: Eukaryota; Metazoa; Arthropoda; Insecta; Diptera; Culicidae
Exons: 3
Coding region: 199-546 (115 amino acids)
Source: RefSeq, a predicted model, not a curated record
AACGGUGGAGUUGCGUCACGUCGAGUCACAGUAUCUUUUGGGCGCCAAAGUGCGUUCCAUGACAACCCCACGGCAGUGAAAACGAUCAAGCUCGAGGCAACGGAUCCUGCAACGUACAAACCCGUUUACGAAAGUGAGUUCGAUGAAGCUUCCUUCCGGUCUGACAUUCAAUAGCAAGAGGAACAAGAGCUCGUCAUAAUGGAAGUGUCCGAGUUUGCCACCAGCCAUCAGGUUGGUGCAAUCUUGGCCAAUUCCGAGGCUGCUUUCGCCAACAUGAUGCGGGAGUGCCAAGAGUACGGCCAGUUUAAUCGGAACGAAUACUUAGGAGAGCCCGAACAUAACUAUGGAUGUUUGGUAAACUUCGAAGGCGCCUGGAUCCGGGCGGUCAAGCUAACUGCGGACUGUGAAAAUCAAUUCUUUUUGAUAGACCUGGGACUCUUUUCCCAGCUUGACAAAUCGUGCCCCAAGCGCCGAUACACCUCAGGGCUCACAAGGAAGCUUUUCUGUUCGGAAUAUCAUAUAGAAAAAUACUGGAUUUCUUUAUGAAGGUUAAAGCAAAGGUGUACUUGGAUGAAGAAUCUGAACUAUUUCGUAUGAAAAUCAUUUCUAUCAUUAAUCGUUAAACGCAGAAAUCGUAAAGCAUUUUAAUGGCAUCAUUUUCUUUGUUUUAAAUUUUUAUCGUUUAACUUUAAAUUUGAUUUAUUCACGUAGAAUUUAACAUUUGCUCCAUAAGGUUCGUUAGGGAUAUAAGGAUAUUAAAUGAAAUGACUAUUAAGAACUAAAUGAAAUAAUUAUAUAGAACGGAACAAACAAUAGCGCUGGAACUAUUGACUAUUGACAAAUA